Molecule: messenger RNA, 1566 nt
Organism: Euleptes europaea (tarantolino)
Lineage: Eukaryota; Metazoa; Chordata; Lepidosauria; Squamata; Sphaerodactylidae
Gene: ITPRIPL1
Product: ITPRIP like 1
Exons: 1
Coding region: 1-1566 (521 amino acids)
Cellular component (GO): membrane
Source: RefSeq, a predicted model, not a curated record
AUGGUCCUGGGUCCUUUCAUCUUCCUAGUUGUGGCAGCUCUGGUCUACCACCCUCUGAUGGUCAGUGACCACACAGACUUGGCCACACAGAACCGGCUCCUGGACCAUGAGAAACAUAUGAAACAGAAAAUGGAGCUCCUGCAGACAGAGGAUGACCAGCAAGGCUGGACCUGGGACCCACUGGAGACCCCGAAAGACUGGAUUAAAACUGAUCAGCUUAUGGAUGAUGAAACCUGGGAAGUGUGGCACUAUGUGAGACUGAUCAUUCUGUUCCUCUUUAUGUGCUACAUAUACACCUUGGGAAAGGAACCCAGUGAUGACGCUAGCACUGAUACCUCCAGUAGUACCACCACCAAAGACGAUGAUGAUACUGACAUGGAAUCUGAAACAUAUGGCAACAGGCAAAAAGUUCUAGAGGAUUUCUAUGACCGCCACACAGAUUUGGACACUGGGGACCUAACCAAUAUGUGUGAUUUUGUUGAGUCCUUUGUGAAUGACUUGCUGGAGGCCUGCCAGAAUGUCCUUCCCUAUCAGAACACCCUUCCUCGGUUGGAGAACUGUAUUGGAGUGGACAGUGCGUUUGAAGGAUGGCACACACAUGAGUCCAAGGCAUUCACUGUAUUGGUGCCAGUAGUGCCACCCAAAGGACACUCUUUCCAACUGGAAACAAGUGAUUCUGAGGGCACCUCAAGCAAACAUGGACACAUCUUGGUGGAGAUGGACUGUAUGUGCAAGAGAGAAAGGCUGCUAGGGGACGUUGUGUGCUUCCUUCAUAAUUCUGAGGAAAAGCUGAAUGAAGACAAGAAAGGUGCCUUCCUCAUGCACGUUUUGUGUACCAGCUCCCAUUUAGAUGUGGAUAAAACCAUCCACUGGUUCCAGAGUCUUGUGGGGAAGGCCUGGAAAAAUAUGUGUUACAAGUACAACCUUGAUCUCCUCCUUCCUACGCCUUCCAACACAUCAUGCAAGCUGAAACUGGCAUUUAGGUCUGGAAGGACAAUCUCUGUUGACAUCAUACUUGGAGUCCAACAAGGAGACAGCUUAGUCUUCCUGGCCACUCAAGGAGCUGAGAUGGACCGAUUAGUUGGUAAAGUUUGGCACAGGACCUUUGCGAUUCAGGAGCUGCUCUUUUUCGAAUGGGUGAGCCAGCGAGCCCCAGAGGAGAGCUGCCACCUGAAAUGUUUACAGAUCCUCAUCUAUCUCAAAGAGUCCACCUCAUCGGACAGGAAGAACCCUGUGCUCACUAACUAUCAUUACAAGACUUGUCUGAUGCAUCUCCUGCUCUUUCGGCCGCUGUCAGACUGGGCCCCUGAAGACAUUGCACAAAGGCUGCAGGACGUCCUCUUAUCCAUGCGUAUCGCCCUACAGGAGAAAUGUCUUCACCACUUCCUGAUUGGAAACAUCUCCCUGCCCAUUCAGAUUCCUAUGCCCAAGACCCUUCGCACUGCUGCUCCCGUCAAUCUUUUAAAGCACUUGGAACAGGACCCCAACCUUCAUGCUGAGGCAAUGAGGGAGUUUGUGGAGGUAGUAGAACAAGUGAGGGCGCUGGUGACAGACUGUGAAGAGUAG